AAAAAUGCAGAAAGUGGUUCCACUGCACAUCACCCUAAACUUGAGUAAAUGUGUUUUCUCUGAAUCUCAAUGGAAAACUCAGACCACGACGAACCCGAGAAGAAGAGGCCUCAUCUCACCUCUGUUUCUUCUCGCACAUCUAGAAACUCCAUCAACUCUCCUACCACCAACAAAACUGCUGAUGCAGGAGUCUUACAGUUUCAGAAUCAGCAGCUUGUUCAACAGAUCGACGUCCAGAAACAUGCUUUGCAUGGCCUUGAAGAAAAAAUUAGAGAAUUAAAAGGAAAGCAAAGUUCUUAUGAUGACUUGUUAAUUGCUUUGAACCAACUCUGGACUCAGUUGGUUGACGAUAUGAUUCUUCUUGGAAUACAAGCUGGGAGAGGCAAAGGCAAAGACAAGUUGCGGUAUUUGACUGACAUUGAAAAUCCUGAAGGUUCACUUCCUUUGUGUCCUGCUGAGGAUAUAUUUCUAUGUAGAUUAAUCCAGAAAGAUUCCAUUAAAGGAAUCAGUGAUGAUGAGAUCACUGGUUAUGUUGAGGAGGCCCUUGGUUUGCGUCAAUCAUCUACAAUAGAGUUGUUGAAACUCCUAAAAGAUAUUAUUGAUGAUCAGAUGGAAAGAUCAGACGGUAUAGCUCAGCUUUUGGACGGAGAUAUAUCUUCAGAAGAUGCUAUAACCCUAAUGACUAAGAUUGAUGAUAUGAUGAAAGAGGAGGCAAAUAAUUUGCAAGAAGUGAUUGAUACUCUCCAUGCAAAGCAUAAAGAGUAUACUGUUGGUAUUCAAAAUUUUAUCAAUGAGUGCUUACAAGAAAAAUCUGAUAUUAAACAUCUAGCAGGUGAGCUUGAUGAGAUUGUGGCUGAACUUGAAGAGAGUAGAAGAAAACUAGUCAAUUUGGAAAUGCAAAAGGAUACGUCAAUAGGGAUGAAUUCUCCCAAUGCAGAUGCAGUAAAUGGAAAUCUGUCUCCUGAAAACAUUGCGGACAGGACCAUGGGUUUGCGUGAGUUGAAGGAUUCAAUUGAAGAAGCAAAGAUUGUGGAAGCUGAUCGUAUCUCUGAGCUCCAAGAGGCACAGGAAGACAAUCAGACCUUGACAAAGCAAUUCCAAGAUCUUCAGAAUGAACUGAAAGAUGAUAAGUACAUACGCAGUUCACGAAUAUACUCUUUAGCUAAUGAUCAACUUCAACAUUGGACAUCUGAAUUGACGCGGUAUAAAACAUUGGUAGAAUCUCUGCAGGCUGGCAGUGUUCAUAUUGCAAAAUGGGAGAAUGAACAAAAUUUGAAAUUGGAGUCUGCUGAUUCUGCAAGGCAGCUCCUUGACAAUUCUGAUCAUAGGAUUGAUGACCUAGAGCACCAGUUGCAGAAGUGUAUUAUUGAAAAGAAUGAUCUUGAAAUUAAAAUGGAAGAAGCUAAACAGGAUGCUGGGAGAAAAGAUAUCAAAUCUGAGUUUCGUGUCAUGGCUUCAGCUUUAUCUAAAGAAAUGGGAAUGAUGGAAGCUCAAUUAAAGCGAUGGAAAGAUGCAGCUCACGAGGCUGUAUCAUUACGGGAGAAAGCACAUUCACUAAGAGAAGUAUUGAACGUGAAGACAAGUGAACUAAAGAGCCUUGCAAACAAAUGUGCUGAGCAGGUUUUGGAAAUCAGGUCUUUAAAAAUGCUGGUAAGUCUGCCUUGGCCUUUAACUUUGUGUCACUCUUGAUCUAUAGGCAUUUUCUUCUUU
This is a messenger RNA of Vigna umbellata (rice bean), 1710 nucleotides long. NCBI's taxonomy places the organism in Eukaryota, Viridiplantae, Streptophyta, Magnoliopsida, Fabales, Fabaceae. The record is from RefSeq and is a predicted model, not a curated record.